ACUAUUAUUGCCUUCAUCCUUAUGGUCAACUGGAGCCUCGUAGUAUGCCAGGAACCCCUGGAAAUAUGUGGUAUAAAGGAUCGGGAAAUAGAAUCGAUCUUCUACUGCAUUCGCGCCAACACUUCACCUAGUCUACAAGAGACCCUCCGCCAGUUCGUGAGACAUCUGCAAUGUGAUUCAGAACUGUGCCUCGUUCGCAGGUGGUGCAAGAAAGGAGACUUUAGAACUCAGGCCGUCAGGCACUUUGAGUAUGAACACUUCAUGGAGCUCUACGACGCAGCUCAACAGUGUCAGGAGCUGACGCCCCUUGCAGCAUCGCAACCCACUCGCGUUCAAGGCUCGAUCUGGAAGGCAUUCGUCAACUGGAUUCGUUUUAUGAUAGUCUCUCAAAACUAGCGUU
Molecule: messenger RNA, 400 nt
Organism: Ixodes scapularis (black-legged tick)
Lineage: Eukaryota; Metazoa; Arthropoda; Arachnida; Ixodida; Ixodidae
Exons: 5
Coding region: 22-396 (124 amino acids)
Source: RefSeq, a predicted model, not a curated record